AUGCCUAAAGUCACUGCCCUGCAAGAGAUUAAGAAUUUCAAAACCUUCAGCUUAGAGCAACUGGAAGAAUCCCUCAUGACCUAUGAGAUGCAACUAGAGUCUCACACAAAUGAUGAUGUAAGAAUAAAGGAUAAAGGUAUAGCUCUAAAAGCUCAAUGCAAGGAGGUUAAUGAUGAUUCAGAUGAUGACAAAGAAAUCAUUAUGCUUAUGCGAAAAUUCAAAAAAUACUUCAAGAACCCAAAAUACAAUGGAAGCUCAAGCAACAAGCAGGGUCUGGCCUACUUCUGCGAGGCUUUGAAGUCUCUUGUAGAGUCAUGGAUGAUGAACAAUUUUAGAAUGGACAACAUCAGCAAUUCUGAGUUACUAUCAUGCAAGGAUAACACCAAUAUGAAGCAACUAGGUGAAACUAUGUUGGCCACACUUGAUUGUUUGAUUAAGAUUGCAAAUGAGAUGUUUGAUAUCAUGGAAGAAGAUGAACCAAAGAAAGAGUUCAGUCCACGACCAAGCUCGUUUGGAAAAGUUAUAUCAAGCUCCUCCUCCUCCAAUUCAGAUAGCAGCUUCCCUUGCAGCUCUUGUCCUGUCACACCAAAAUCAGUGCAGGUGGGAGCUGCUGCCCCACCACCACCUCCACUUGGAGCUGGGAGAUCCUUGCGGUCCAAAGCAACCACUAAACUGAAAAGGUCAACACAAUUGAGCAACCUGUAUCGAACUCUCAAGGGAAAAGUGGAAGGAUCAAGCCUUAAAGGCAAGUCAUGUGGUGUGAGAACCAGUGCAGGUGGAGCAGGAAGCACUGGAGCAAAACAAGGAAUGGCUGAUGCUCUAGCUGAGAUGAAAAAAAGAUCACCUUACUUCCAACAAAUAGAACAGGAUGUUCAAAAGUACACACAACAGAUCAUAGAACUGAGAUCUGCUAUUUCCAAUUUCAAGACAAAGGAAAUGACAGAACUAAUCAAGUUCCAUAAAGAUGUUGAUUCAGUACUUGAGAAUCUAACUGAUGAAUCACAGGUGCUAUCACGUUUUGAAGGUUUCCCCAAGAAGAAGUUAGAAGCUACAAGAAUGGCAGCAGCGCUCUACCAUAGGUUGGAUUCAAUACUUACUGAGCUUCAAAACUGGAAUAUAAUGACUCCUGUGGGUCAGCACCUUGACAAGGUUGAGCGUUAUUUCAAUAAGAUCAAAACAGAAUUAGAUGCUGUAGAGCGAACCAAAGAUGAAGAAUCCAAGAAAUUUAAGGGCCACAACAUCGAAUUUGACUUUUACAUCCUUGUAAAAAUCAAAGAAGCAAUGGUGGAUGUUUCCUCUAAUUGCAUGGAGUUGGCACUCAAGGAAAGGCGCAAUGAUGCUGCUAACAGAGAAUCAGGAUCAAACACUGAUGAUGGAAAAAGAAAAGAAUUUGCAAAGUUGCUUUGGAGGGCUUUCCAAUUCGCAUUUCGGGUUUAUACAUUUGCUGGUGGACAUGAUGAUCGUGCUGACAAUCUCACAAGAGAACUGGCUAAGGAAAUAGAUAGUGACCAGAACCACCCAUGA
Messenger RNA from Gastrolobium bilobum, 1524 nucleotides. RefSeq lists its product as uncharacterized. Gene Ontology annotation, biological process: chloroplast organization. Gene Ontology annotation, cellular component: chloroplast outer membrane. Bases 1 to 1524 code for a protein of 507 amino acids. The transcript has 7 exons. The record is from RefSeq and is a predicted model, not a curated record. Lineage: Eukaryota; Viridiplantae; Streptophyta; Magnoliopsida; Fabales; Fabaceae.